This is a messenger RNA of Plectropomus leopardus (leopard coralgrouper), 3421 nucleotides long. It is a transcript of the gene crtam, whose product is annotated as cytotoxic and regulatory T cell molecule. NCBI's taxonomy places the organism in Eukaryota, Metazoa, Chordata, Actinopteri, Perciformes, Serranidae. The record is from RefSeq and is a predicted model, not a curated record. Gene Ontology annotation, cellular component: plasma membrane. Gene Ontology annotation, molecular function: signaling receptor binding. Gene Ontology annotation, biological process: cell recognition; detection of tumor cell; positive regulation of natural killer cell mediated cytotoxicity directed against tumor cell target.
GUUAGUGAGUGACAGAGAUGGAAGUGAAGCUGCAGCUCAGCGUCUUUGUGCUGCUCAUACAGGUUUCGCUUGCGGUGUGGCAGCGUGUGACUGUGAAAAAAGGUCAGACGCUCAACUUAAGCUGCCCAGUUACUAAUGCUCACAAAAGCAGCGUGGACUGGAAGAACCCUGAAGGAUUUGUUAUGUUCUUUAAUCGAGAACGAGCUUUAAAGGACAAGCGCUACAGCAUCAACAAACUGUCUGAGUCAGAGUUCACCAUCAGUAUUUCCAAUGUGACUUUCAAAGACGGAGGCAACUACACAUGCUCUCACUACGACGACCACACGACUGAGAGGAAAGUGGAGGUGACAGUGUUAGGUCAUCCCAAAAUAAAAGUAGCAAAGCAUGAAGGGAACUUUGUGAUAAAAUGCACUGCGGAGGGGAACCACCAUCCUCCCCAGAUCUCCUGGAAAUUUGAUCAUGGACCUGAAAUUGUUGGUCAUGCCCAGGUCCUACAUGAAGGUAAAAAAUAUGUGUCAACAGAUAUGUUGCAAGUUCACUCAGUGGAGAACAGAGUCACGGUGAAAUGCCUUGUUCGCCAUCCAGCUCUGCACACACGUCCUCUGAUGAACUUUGUCAAAAUUGGACGAGGAUCAGCAACCUCCUUCCCAACCACCACCAGUUCACCCAUAACCCGGCUUAAAGGGUCAACAGACGUGCUGAGAACAAUGACUGGCAGGUUCACAGCAGGGAGAACAACAGUGUUCCCAUCAACCAGAGAUGUGAAUGAGCCUUCAACAGAGAGCUCAGUGAAGUUAUCAACUGUUCACUCCAAUGAACCAAAAUCGGCCACAGCUCCUUCUGACCGUCCUCUUUUCACUGGAUUGCCUUCAGGCUCACCUCUCAGCACGCACGAUGUCUCGAAAACUGCUGUAAUGUCAGGCUCAACCAGGAGGAGGAAUGACACCAACAGUAAUGCAACAACCACACCAGGCUGGACAUCUGUCUCUGAGACCACAGACGAGGUCACAUCCUACAACCAGACAGAGAGAAACACAACAGAGAGCUUCAAUGACUCAAAGAAGCAAAUAGGAACUGAAGGAAGUUCAUCGCUACUGGUCUUCCUGGUGACGUGCCUAAUCGCCGCUCUGCUGGUGGUCGUCAUUUUUUUCAGCAUCAAGCUACGGAGAGCGCAUGUCAUGUGGAAGAGAGAGAAUGAAGAGUCAGAUCCAUCAGAGGAGAGCAGUAAAUCAAAGUCAAGCCAGGAAGAGAGAAACCCCCAGGGUCAAAGGCGAAGAGGGGUUCUCAACACAGCAUUCACACAGUAUGUCGUCGAAACACCAGCAGCGAUAACCUCGGUGAUAAACACAGCAGCGAUGGCAGCACCAGAGACUGUAGAUAAAGACCAAGAUUCUCAACCUCAAACCCAGAAACAAACUUCAGCCAAAAAUGCCAAACGACUGAUUGGGCGCAGGUUUGACGAUGGAGUUGUGCAGUCAGACAUGAAGCACUGGCCAUUUAAUGUCAUCAAUGACAACACUCGCCCCAAAGUUCAAGUUGAGUACAAAGGCGAGUCAAAGUCCUUCUACCCAGAGGAGAUCUCGUCUAUGGUGCUGACAAAGAUGAAGGAGAUCGCCGAAGCCUACCUCGGAAAAACUGUCAACAAUGCUGUAAUCACAGUACCCGCCUACUUCAAUGACUCCCAGCGCCAGGCCACAAAGGAUGCUGGCACGAUCUCUGGCCUCAAUGUUCUGCGUAUCAUCAAUGAACCAACCGCUGCUGCCAUUGCAUAUGGGUUGGACAAGAAGGUUGGGUCUGAGAGGAACGUCCUCAUCUUUGAUCUUGGUGGCGGCACCUUUGAUGUGUCCAUCUUGACCAUCGAGGAUGGCAUCUUUGAGGUAAAGUCCACAGCUGGAGACACACAUCUUGGUGGGGAAGACUUUGACAACCGCAUGGUCAACCAUUUCAUCGCCGAGUUCAAGCGCAAGUACAAGAAGGACAUCAGCGAUAACAAAAGAGCCGUCCGUCGUCUGCGCACCGCUUGUGAGAGGGCAAAGCGCACCCUGUCUUCCAGCACCCAGGCCAGCAUUGAAAUCGACUCUCUGUACGAGGGAGUCGACUUCUACACCUCAAUCACCAGAGCUCGCUUUGAGGAGCUCAACGCUGACCUCUUCCGCGGCACCUUGGACCCUGUGGAGAAGUCUCUCCGUGAUGCCAAGAUGGACAAAGGGCAAAUUCAUGACAUCGUGUUGGUGGGUGGCUCAACUCGUAUCCCCAAGAUCCAGAAGCUGCUCCAGGACUUCUUCAAUGGAAAGGAGCUCAACAAGAGCAUCAAUCCAGAUGAAGCUGUGGCCUACGGAGCUGCUGUCCAGGCUGCCAUCCUGUGUGGUGACAAGUCUGAGAAUGUCCAGGACUUGCUGCUUCUGGAUGUCACCCCUCUGUCUCUGGGUAUUGAGACCGCUGGAGGUGUCAUGACUGUCCUGAUCAAACGAAACACCACCAUUCCUACCAAGCAGACUCAGACCUUCACCACCUACUCUGACAACCAACCUGGUGUGCUCAUCCAGGUUUAUGAGGGUGAGCGUGCCAUGACGAAGGACAACAACCUGCUGGGCAAGUUUGAGCUGACAGGCAUCCCCCCGGCUCCCCGUGGUGUUCCCCAGAUCGAAGUGACAUUUGAUAUUGAUGCCAACGGCAUCAUGAAUGUCUCUGCUGUGGACAAGAGCACUGGCAAGGAGAACAAGAUCACCAUCACCAACGACAAGGGUCGCCUCAGCAAGGAGGACAUUGAGCGCAUGGUCCAGGAAGCCGAGAAGUACAAGGCUGAGGACGAUGUCCAGCGUGACAAGGUGUCUGCUAAGAACGGCCUGGAGUCAUAUGCUUUCAACAUGAAGUCAACUGUAGAGGAUGAAAAGCUUGCUGGCAAGAUCAGUGAGGACGACAAGCAGAAGAUUUUGGACAAGUGCAACGAGGUCAUCAGUUGGCUGGACAAGAACCAGACUGCCGAGAAGGAUGAGUACGAGCAUCAACAGAAGGAGCUGGAGAAGGUGUGCAACCCCAUCAUCACCAAGCUGUACCAGAGCGCUGGUGGCAUGCCAGGUGGUAUGCCAGAAGGCAUGCCUGGUGGCUUCCCAGGAGCUGGUGGUGCUGCUCCAGGUGGUGGAUCCUCCGGGCCAACCAUCGAGGAGGUCGACUAAAUAAUCAUCGCCUCAUCCGCUACUCCUGAGAUGUUUUCUAAGAAAGAAACCCUCUUACAGCACAUGUUACAACAAGCUUAAGAGUGUAAUUUAAAGAAGUAAAAACUGGGUUCAGGGAUCACACUUAUUGCAUGGUUUGCGACACAAGUGGGAACAACUUGUAGUUGAUCUGUUGGUUCACAUGUCUGGCUAAGUGUUUUGUAUACUGAGAUGUCACUGCCUGACAAUAAAUCUUGUUAACCCUG